AUGGAAAAUAUCGGUUCCACGAGUACCAUUGAACCAGUCGGGCCUGGAGUUGUCCUCAAACAGCCAAUUACCUUCCAGACCCCAGGACUUGCCGAAAAGGUCGAUCUCUGCUUUUCCGUGGAACCACUCAUUCUCCAAAAGCUCGGACAACAUCCACGAAUUGUAAAAUAUCUUGGUCAACAAGGCCGCGGCCUACUGCUCGGGCAAGCGAGCCACAGCAAUCUUCAGGCCUAUAUCGACAGUGCUCCCUCGAUUGACCUACGCCAACGGAUAAUAUGGUGUCGACAAUUAGCCGAAGCAAUCUGCUAUAUACAUAGUCGCGGUGUGGUCCACUCCGAUCUUCGUCCUAGGAACGUGCUUGUACACGAAACCACAGCAGGAUCUCGGGAUCUACUGCUUUGCGACUUUGGCGGAUCUACAUGUGAUGAACUAGGUCUAGAUGGAGGCUGCCUCCCUGAUGGCCCAUUCUACCACCCUUCCUUUGGAUCAAACUCGACGCCCGCUCUGGAUAUAUUUGGACUCGGUUCUCUCUACUACACCAUCAUGACAGGGCAUUGGCCUUACCGAUCAACCUCAGGUGCCCCCGAAACAAUCGAUGAGAAAAUUGCCUACGAAGAGGAAAUUGCCAGGGCUUUCAAUGACGGAAGAUAUCCUGAUGUGACGAGAAUAUUAGGAGGCAGAGUGAUCCUGGCAUGUUGGACAAAGCAGUACUCGACGGCAGACGAGGUUCUGCGCGCUUUGGACAGAGAACUACGUAUCCCUGUUACUGUUGAAAGCGCACAGGAAAACGGACACGUCUCCAAACUUUUUCUGGGCGGAAUACUCAUUACUGCCCUGGUAUCCUCGAUGUAUAUGCUUGUCCGCCGACAGUUUCGGUGA
Messenger RNA from Cordyceps militaris CM01, 879 nucleotides. RefSeq names its product Protein kinase-like domain. The record is from RefSeq and is a predicted model, not a curated record. Bases 1 to 879 code for a protein of 292 amino acids. Gene Ontology annotation, molecular function: ATP binding; protein serine/threonine kinase activity. Gene Ontology annotation, biological process: protein phosphorylation; mitotic DNA damage checkpoint signaling. Lineage: Eukaryota; Fungi; Ascomycota; Sordariomycetes; Hypocreales; Cordycipitaceae. Gene Ontology annotation, cellular component: nucleus; cytoplasm. The transcript is spliced from 2 exons.